UUCCCCGCAUCUCUGUGACUCGGCCAUCUCUCCGCAUCCGAGGUUGAUCAAGGACGACCUCACAUCAACUUUUGACAGCUUGACAAAACAACAACAUUCGUAAUCGUAGCAUUGACUUAGAUCAACUUGUCAAAUGUCACAGUCGCCACCAUUGACGGGCCUUCGGGUCCUUGAGUUUGCUGGCCUAGCUCCAGGACCGUUUGCAGGCCUUCUAUUAGCAGACUGGGGGGCUUCCGUCCUCCGCAUUGAUCGGGCUGUCCGAGGAGCUCACACCAAUAAUUCGCCACCACCCACCGCGGACCUACUAACCCGGCACAAAUCCUCCAUAACUGUCGACAUCAAAUCACCCUCCGGAGUCGCCCUCAUCCUCUCUCUAAUCCCAAACACAGAUGUCCUUAUCGACCCUUUCCGCCCCGGCGUCCUCGAGAAAGCAGGCCUCUCCCCGGAAAAAGUCUUGCUAAGAUUGAAUCCUAGGAUCAUAGUUGCACGGAUGACCGGAUUUCGUCGCGAUGGCAAAUAUGCUUCCAUGGCCGGUCAUGACGUUAACUACCUCUCCGUAUCUGGUGUACUAUCUCAACUUGGACGGGCGGGGCAGACACCAUAUCCACCUGCGAACCUUUUAGGAGAUUUUGGAGGUGGGGGAUUGGUUUGUUUUUUGGGGAUUGUGAUGGCAGUUUUGCAGCGCCAGAAGACGGGGAUGGGGCAGGUCGUCGAGGCGAACAUGGUUGAUGGGGCUGCUUAUUUGGGUGUUAUGCCGAGGUUGGGAAGGAAGACUCAGAUGUGGGGAGGUGAGAGGGGGGAGAAUUUGUUGGAUGGUGGGUGUCCUUAUUAUGAUACUUAUGAGUGUGAACGUGGAGGGUAUAUGGCCGUAGGAGCUUUGGAGCCGCAGUUUUUCGCUCAAUUGCUCAAGGGUCUUGACAUCGAAGCAGCCGAUCUACCUGGUCCCAGAGAAAACCGCACGACAUGGCCAGCUCUGCGACAACUCUUCACCACAAGAUUCAAGUCGAAGUCUCGAGCUGAGUGGGAGAAGAUCUUCGAUGACACAGAUGCAUGCUGCACUCCUGUGCUUACGCAAGACGAGCUGGAAAACAACGGAUACGACCAACGACCAAUCGUGACAUUGAAGGAUUCGCCCAGCAAAGCGAUCUCAGAAGCUGAGGCCGAUACACGACCUGCACAUGAAGGACAAGGUAUCGGCGUUGAGGGCAGUGGUUGGGAGAGUAAGGGACUAGCACCAGGUGUCGGUGGUGAGGAGGUGCUGGCCAGAUGGAUGGGCUGGAAGAGGGGAAGGCAGUACGAUCUGGUCGAUGGUGGGCUUGUGAGAUUGAAAGCCGGAUCAAAACUGUGAGAGAGUGCAAGAGGGGACAAGAAAUUGGUGCUGGGAAUAGUGGUUGAGAAAGCAAUGGAGAAAGUACUGAUCUCGUGGAAGGUGGGCUUAUGAGAUUGAAUGUCAGAGCGAAUUCGUAAGUGAGACAGCAUCACGAUGUGUGCUGAUUGGACCUUUCUCGAGACAGGUGUGUAGUCUCUGGUGCCACAGGACGCUGGAUUCUGAAUAUCAUGCCAUCUAUCGUGCUCCCCA
Molecule: messenger RNA, 1579 nt
Organism: Aureobasidium pullulans EXF-150
Lineage: Eukaryota; Fungi; Ascomycota; Dothideomycetes; Dothideales; Saccotheciaceae
Product: CoA-transferase family III
Exons: 3
Coding region: 134-1348 (404 amino acids)
Molecular function (GO): catalytic activity
Source: RefSeq, a predicted model, not a curated record